CUGCUGUGUGCUCUGCUACUGACCGCCAUCACGCUGCUCUGUAUCCACUAUAAUGGAGUGGUAAAUGAAACCAUGGAGAAGCACAGGGAACUGUCUGAGACCCUGUCACGCCUUACAGCCAACUACACUGCAGAGAGGCACCAGUUAGAGACCAGUAACACCAAACUUAAAGCAGAGAGAGACCAGUUAGAGACCAAUUAUAACAUCUUUAAAGCAGAGAGAGACCGGUUAGAGACCAGUAACGCCAUCCUCAAAGCAGAGAGAGACCGGUUAGAGACCAGUAACACCAUCCUCAAAGCAGAAAGAGACAGUCUUCAGAGGAGUUUAAGAAUGGGACAAGUCUGUCCCCAAGGCUGGAACAAGUUCAGCUUCAGGUGUUACUACGUCUCCACUGAGAAAAAGAGCUGGAGCGACAGCCGACAAGACUGCAGAGAGAGAGGAGCUGACCUGGUGAUCAUUACCAGCAGAGAGGAGCAGGAAUUCAUCAACAGCUUAAGCAGUCGGGUCUGGAUCGGCCUGACUGACAGUGAAACAGAGGGAACCUGGAAGUGGGUGGACGGCACAAGACUGACCACAGAGUACUGGAUGAGUGGAGAGCCUAAUGAUGCUGAUUCUGGGGAGGACUGUGCUGAGAACCUUGUUACAGCGGACAAAGUGACAGGCUGGAAUGACAUGCCGUGCUCUGAUAAACAGAAAUGGAUUUGUGAGAGAAGUGCCUGACAGCACUGCUAACAUACAUGUAACAUACAUACAAUAUUCCAGGGUGGAAC
Messenger RNA from Megalops cyprinoides (Indo-Pacific tarpon), 770 nucleotides. RefSeq names its product CD209 antigen-like protein A. The transcript is spliced from 5 exons. The record is from RefSeq and is a predicted model, not a curated record. Bases 73 to 720 code for a protein of 215 amino acids. NCBI's taxonomy places the organism in Eukaryota, Metazoa, Chordata, Actinopteri, Elopiformes, Megalopidae.